Yamadazyma jaroonii is the source of this 564-nucleotide messenger RNA. The record is from the annotation of a GenBank genome assembly. NCBI's taxonomy places the organism in Eukaryota, Fungi, Ascomycota, Pichiomycetes, Serinales, Debaryomycetaceae.
AUGUCUGCUGCUAGUAAGAUUUUAUCAGAAAAACCAAGUGAAUUAGAAUUACAAGUUGCUCAAGCCUUCAUUGACUUAGAAGCUCAACCAGAUUUAAAAGCUGAUUUAAGACCAUUACAAUUUAAAUCAAUCAAAGAAAUUGAUGUCUCAGGUGGUAAAAAAGCUUUAGCUGUUUUCAUCCCACCUCCAUCAUUAUUAGGUUACAGAAAAGUUCAAACCAGAUUAACCAGAGAAUUAGAAAAGAAAUUCCCUGAUAGACAUGUUGUCUUUUUAGCUGAAAGAAGAAUUUUACCAAAACCUUCAAGAGUUUCAAGAAAACAACAAAAAAGACCAAGAUCAAGAACUUUAACUGCUGUUCACGAUAAAAUCUUAGAAGAUUUAGUUUUCCCAACUGAAAUUGUCGGUAAAAGAGUUAGAUACUUAGUUGGUGGUAACAAAAUCCAAAAAAUCUUAUUAGAUUCAAAAGAUUUAACUUCAGUUGAUUACAAAUUAGAAUCAUUCCAACAAUUAUACAGCAAAUUAACCGGUAAACAAGUUGUUUUUGAAGUCCCAGGUGAAUAUUAA